AAAUGCUCAGUCUGAGUACAGCAUUCAACAGUUAAUUUUGAAAAAGUUCUGCUAAUAAUCAAUCGAUAAUAUGAUGAAAUUUGUGAUUGUAUCGGUAACGUUGCUGAUUAUUUGUAUGAGCUGCACAGUUAUUGCGUAUGGCGGAAGUGAAUGUGAUUCAAAGUCAUACUAUAAACCACAUCCGAGUGAGUGCACUCUGUUUUAUCAAUGUUCUCCGAACGGAACGUACAUUUUGCAUACGUGUCCGCCUGACCUUCAUUUCAACCCGAUUCUGGACGUGUGUGACUUCCCAAAUGAAGCGAGAUGUUCAAACGAUCAUACAGUUGAUCCUGGUGAUGGUGAAACGUCCAGUAGUCCUGAUCCAGUCGCAAGUACCACGGUCGAGUCGGCAGAAGAAUGUAGCACUGGCGAAUAUAAGCCACACGAAACAGAAUGUGAUUUAUUCUAUCGCUGUAUUUCUGGUGCCUUCAUUUUGAUCAAUUGUCCUGAUGGUAUGCAGUUCAAUGUCACUUUGAAAGGCUGUGUGGUGCAAGAAGAAGGUUGUAACGAAGACGACCGGAGCUCUAUAGCAACUGAUUCAACGACUGAAGCAACUGAUUCAACGACCGAAGAAACUGAUUCAACAACUGAAGAAACCGAUUCAACAACCGAAGCAACUGAUUCAACAACCGAAGCAACUGAUGCAACAACCGAAUCAACUGAAGCAACUGAUUCAACAACCGAAUCAACUAAUUCAACAACAGAAGCAAAUGAAUCAACGACGGAAGUAACCGAAUCAACAACUGAAGCAACUGAUUUAACGACGGAAGCAACCGAAUCAACAACCGAAGCAACUGAUUUAACGACAGAAGCAACCGAUUUAACAACUGAAGAAACCGAUUCAACAAAGGCAACUGAUUCAACAACCGAAGCAACUGACUUAACAACCGAAGCAACUGAUUUAACAACCGAAGCAACUGAUUUAACGACAGAAGCAACCGAUUUAACAACUGAAGAAACCGAUUCAACAAAGGCAACUGAUUCAACAACCGAAGCAACUGACUUAACAACCGAAGCAACUGAUUUAACAACCGAAGCAACUGAUUUAACGACGGAAGCAACUGAUCCAACAACCGAAGCAACUGAUUCAACAACCGAAGCAACCCCAGAAGCUGAUACAACAACAACGCAGUGCGUAAACAACGAAUACAGGCCCGAUGAAAAUGAUUGUGAAGCGUUUUAUCGCUGUAUAAACGGCCGAUUUAUCAAGCUUUUUUGCUCUAUCGGUACACAUUUUGAUCCAAACACUCGACUCUGCGUUGAUCCAGACAUAGCUGAGUGUAAUUUAGAAACCGAUCAAAGUACAAACUCGCCCGAAAUGACUGAGACAUCAACUAAUCCUACAACUGAAAAUUCCACAGAAGUUCAGGUAACAAUUGUGGAGUGUUACGACAACGAAUACAGGCCAGAUGAAACUGAUUGUGAAGCGUUUUAUCGUUGUAUAAACGGCCGAUUUGUAAAGCUAUUAUGUUCGAUUGGUACAAAUUUUGAUCCCAACACUAGAUCAUGUGUUGAUCCAGAAGUAGCUGAAUGUAACUUAGAAACAGAUCAAAGGGCAAACUCUCCGGGAAUAACAACAACCGAGGGUUUUUCAAUUGAAACAUCCACAGAAGUCCAGGUAAACAUUGUGGGGUGUUCCGACAAUGAAUAUCAAGCUGAUGAAAGUGAUUGUGAAGCGUUUUAUCGUUGUAUAAACGGCCGAUUUGUUAAGCUAUUUUGUUCGAUUGGUACCCAUUUCAAUUUAAAUACUCGACAAUGUGUAGCAGUAGAACUGGCUUUAUGUGAGUUGGAAGCAAGUCAAAUUACUACAUCUACGGAUACUACAACUUUCAACUAACACAAACAUUUUUUUAAAAAUAUUAGUGACAAUGUUUCAUUUUUCA
Messenger RNA from Bradysia coprophila, 1922 nucleotides. RefSeq lists its product as uncharacterized. The record is from RefSeq and is a predicted model, not a curated record. Gene Ontology annotation, molecular function: chitin binding. NCBI's taxonomy places the organism in Eukaryota, Metazoa, Arthropoda, Insecta, Diptera, Sciaridae. Gene Ontology annotation, cellular component: extracellular region.